AGUCGUGAUCAUGUUUCCCGUCAGCAGUUACUAAGCAAAACAUAAUACAGUACUCGCUAUGUUCUCCCCGGUCCUGCUCUGGCCAGGCAGGUGUUACAGUAGACUAAAGAAUACCUGAAAAGGAGAAUUCCACAGAACCCAAAAUAUCAACAUGUGAAAACCAGGCUGGAUACAGGAUGCAGCCUGACAAAGUACAUGGAGAGGCUAGAAGAAAUCAAGAAAAAUUACAGGUACAGAAAGGAUGAACUCUUCAAAAGGCUAAAAGUGACAACAUUUGCACAGUUGGUUAUUCAAGUGGCAUCGGUAUCAGAAUUGAAUGAAAGUGUGAAUGAAGAUGAAACACCAAGACUUGAAGACAAUAUGUCCGUGUUUUCGGAGCCUGAAAUAAAGCGCCUGUCUGAGAAUACCGACGGGUCUCCCCUGCAGUACCCCACACCCGCACAUUUUCUUGACAACAGCAACAACGCAGGGGAUGCUGGCUUUUCUCCAAGGUCGACACUGCAAAGUGUUAUAAGUGGUGUGGGAGAACUGGACCUGGACAAGGAAGAUCAAAAAGUCAUUCUGACGCCUGUGUCCAGUCAUCGGGAAACAGACACACGCUACCCUGACUGUCCUUACCUGCUGCUGGAUGUACGAGACAAAGAGCAGUAUGACCAGUGCCACAUCAUCAGUGCAUACAGUUACCCCAUUGCCACCCUCUCAAGAACAAUGAAUCCUUACACUAGGGAAGUGUUGGAUUAUAAAAACGCCUCGGGAAAGAUCAUCAUAGUGUACGAUGAAGAUGAGAGGAUGGCCAGUCAGGUUGCCACCACCAUGUGUGAGAGAGGUUUUGAGAAUCUCUUCUUGCUGUCUGGAGGUCUCAAAGUGAUAGCUCAGAAGUUCCCUUUGGGACUGACAACAGGCUCCAUUCCGGCCUCUUGCCUGCCGUCUCCCACAGGGACAAUGGUUGGCCGGAAGCGUUCCACGCCUCGCCAGGUCUUUCUGCCAGCAGAGAGGAAGUGGAGGUUCUCAUCUGACGACCUAGCUAAGAUCCAGCACUACCUGGAGGAAAUGCUUGUACCGACGAAUCCCAACAGCCGUCUCAGCAGUCGCAUGUCGAGCAGCAGCACAUUGUCCAAAGCUUCUAGUGCUCGGAGUCGGAAGAGCUCCUCUUUAGCUAGCCCUGAAAGUGCAAGAUCCCAGAGCAGCAGACCCUGGAAAUAACUUUAACCCCCGGAUCAUCACUACGCCCAAUCCACUCAAAAUACAAAUAAAGUCUACGGUAACACUUCACAUGAAGAGUUUUCAUAAGCAUGUACGACACCAUUAUGAACAUUCAUUACACCUUUGUGUGUGUGGAAUAUAUAUAUUCGGUAGUCAAUACCUAUUGUUUUUACUGUGUAGCAUACAUCUGAUAUGUUCUAGGAGUGGGUUUCUGUCAGUGUAUUCUGCCUUGCAACAAACAGACAAACGCACUCAUAGUGUAUGUUGCAUUUUUCACUGGGGCUAACGUCAUUAUUUGUUACAACUCAAAACUGUUAUAAUUGCUUUUGCGUAUCGCUUUCAAACAACAUAAAAAUAAUGUGUUAUGAAUGGUUCAGCACUCACAAAGGUAUUAGGAGUGUUUUCAUAAAGGUGUCAUGAAUGCUUAUGAAGACUCCCUUUAAAUUGUAAGUCUGCUUAUUUCAGUAUCAAUACCUCAGUGCACUUCCAUGAGCCGCCCUUUACCUACUGUCGUGAUAGGGCAGCAUACGUUCACUGUGGCAGCCCUGAAAGCUUUUCAUCUGUCCUUGAUCAGUUAUUCAAAGUACAUACCUUGUGUGAUGUCUGCAGACACUGAAACCAUCAAGUGGCUUUAGUUUGACAGCCCUUCCCUAUAGGCCUAUAUUUUCAAAAUGUAGGAUUUAUGUUGGAUUGUAAAUUCGAUUUUCUUCUGGAGAAGUCAGUUAAACAUUUUUUGACUAGGAUGUCACUUAUGACCAAAACAUCUAAUGGGAAAUUGAGGAAAUUUUUUUGCACUGAAUUAACACUAAUUUAUAGAUGACACUUAAAAUCCUUGCCUUUUUGUAUAAAUACAUGCAUUUGUUUAGCUAGUUUUGUGUUGCAGUUUGUGUAUUAUUUUGCACAAAAGGUUUUCCCCAGUGUGUGUUGUAAAUGUAUUCCAAAAACAAAAGACCAAUAUUACUGUGUAACAUUCUCAAGAAAGUAGAAAAGGAACAAUAUCAAUUGAGAAUUUAUCAAUCUAAAUUGUACACUACUACUACAUGUUCCUGGUGAUUGUUUAUGCAUUCAUGCAGUCAUAUUGGUUAAUGAGGGUGAAUUCAGUUUUGCUGAGAACACAGGUAUUAUGAUAUGGUGGUCAUGGUGACUUGUAUAGGAUCCCCACUGGGAAACUUUUAACAUGUGAAAUGUCAUAUGUGACUUGUUUUGUUCGAGUUUUCUUUGUAAUUUUAGUUUUUGUACCAGGAAAAAAUUAAAUUACCACAUCACUGGGUCUUAAACAAGUGCAUGUACUGUAAUGUUUGGGGCUUGAGAGAUGUAUCUAAGGUCUGACCUGUGGUUUGUGUAUGCUCGAGUGAGAGAGACAUUGAGAAUUUCAAAAGGCUGCCCUUUCUACUUGCUGUACCUGAAUGAACUCAUCAGCGUUUGUCAGUUUCAAUCUAAAAACUGUUUUGACUGAUAACAGUUCAUUGCUUUUGUACAUUACUGUCAAAUAAAAUGCACAAUCAUAUACUAUA
Hypomesus transpacificus is the source of this 2717-nucleotide messenger RNA. It is a transcript of the gene cep41, whose product is annotated as centrosomal protein 41. Gene Ontology annotation, cellular component: ciliary basal body. The coding region runs from base 196 to 1203 and encodes 335 amino acids. The transcript is spliced from 11 exons. The record is from RefSeq and is a predicted model, not a curated record. Gene Ontology annotation, biological process: cilium assembly; protein polyglutamylation. Lineage: Eukaryota; Metazoa; Chordata; Actinopteri; Osmeriformes; Osmeridae.